This is a messenger RNA of Prunus persica (peach), 894 nucleotides long. RefSeq names its product WUSCHEL-related homeobox 7. The coding region runs from base 51 to 593 and encodes 180 amino acids. Gene Ontology annotation, biological process: plant organ development. NCBI's taxonomy places the organism in Eukaryota, Viridiplantae, Streptophyta, Magnoliopsida, Rosales, Rosaceae. The transcript is spliced from 2 exons. Gene Ontology annotation, molecular function: DNA-binding transcription factor activity; DNA binding. The record is from RefSeq and is a predicted model, not a curated record.
GCAGCAGAGACUUGUUUCGUUUCUAGGCAUUUGAAGCUGAAAAAUCAAAUAUGGAUGAGGGCAUGUCAGGGUUUUGCAUUAAAGCUGCGAGUUUUCGCGGCAGUGGUGGUGGUGGCAAUGGCAAUAAUAAUGGAACCAAGUGCGGGCGUUGGAAUCCGACUACUGAACAGGUUAAAGUUCUAACUGACCUGUUCAGGUCUGGACUCCGUACGCCGAGCACUGAUCAGAUUCAGAAAAUCUCCUCUCAGCUAAGCUUUUAUGGAAAGAUCGAGAGCAAAAACGUUUUCUAUUGGUUUCAGAAUCACAAAGCCAGAGAAAGACAGAAACGCCGCAAAGUUUCCAUCGAUGACAAGGAUUUCACUCGUCGAGAUCAUGACAAGAUUUCUUCUCCAAAACAACUAAAUCAAGUUUCGGAGCCGGCGAGAGUGAUUGAGACCCUUCAACUUUUCCCAGUAAACUCCUUCGACGAAUCAGAAGCGGAGAAGAUGAGAUUUCAUGCAAACGAAUACUGCAAAGAGGCUACAGCUUUUGCUUACAGGGUUGGGACAGAAAUGGACCAUCCACCAUUGGAUCUGCGCUUAAGCUUCCUUUAAAUUACAGGCUUCAAUUGUUAUAAGAAAAAGAAAAAACUUCUAGUUAGCCAGCUUUAUAGUGUAGAGCCAUGGCUGUCAUUUGUAGAAUUUAGGGUUUAGCUGGUGGCAGGAAGAAGGGUGAACAGAAAGGGAGGGUGUGGGGGGAGAUAGCUUGGAGUGGAAAACUUUGUAGCUGAAAAUUUUACGUAGUAGUGAAAUUAAUUUUAAAGUUGGUUUAAAAUAUUGGAAAUUCUUGGACAUUCUCCUCUGCAUGUGCUCAGAAAACUUUGUUGUUAUUAAUUUCUCUGUGAUUUACUCUGUU